AUAAUACGAAAUUUAAACAGCCUCAAGGAUUGUGUGGGAAUAUGUUUUAUAUUCGGCUCUUCUAUAAAACCAUUGAAAGCUCGUUUUAAUUGGUUCUGAAACAUUGGAAGUGUAUGAUUAGGAUUGGAAUAUAUUCAGAAUGCUUUGGAUCAGAUGAAAAAUUAUUCAAAGAUAUUUGCCAAUAUUUGCCAAUAUUUGAAAAUAUUCACACGUUUAUUCAUCAAAAAAGAAAGAACAAAAUCCUCCAAAAUAUUUCACUUGGUUUGUAGCAAAUGUUACAUCAAAGCUAUAAUGAAAUCUGUAUAGUAUUAAAGGAAACAUUGAAUUUUUCUUGUUAAGAUUGUUGUUUUUAUUGUCUUAUCAUUUCUUUUUAAUUAUUAAAAGAAAAAAUGUUAAAGCCUACAAAAUAUAGUAUUGAU
Messenger RNA from Ascoidea rubescens DSM 1968, 419 nucleotides. RefSeq lists its product as uncharacterized. The transcript has a single exon. NCBI's taxonomy places the organism in Eukaryota, Fungi, Ascomycota, Saccharomycetes, Ascoideales, Ascoideaceae. Bases 114 to 269 code for a protein of 51 amino acids. The record is from RefSeq and is a predicted model, not a curated record.